Messenger RNA from Mytilus trossulus (common blue mussel), 1411 nucleotides. RefSeq names its product CDP-diacylglycerol--inositol 3-phosphatidyltransferase-like. Gene Ontology annotation, biological process: phosphatidylinositol biosynthetic process. NCBI's taxonomy places the organism in Eukaryota, Metazoa, Mollusca, Bivalvia, Mytilida, Mytilidae. Bases 185 to 826 code for a protein of 213 amino acids. The transcript has 6 exons. Gene Ontology annotation, cellular component: Golgi apparatus; membrane. Gene Ontology annotation, molecular function: CDP-diacylglycerol-inositol 3-phosphatidyltransferase activity. The record is from RefSeq and is a predicted model, not a curated record.
UAAAUGACCUUUGACACGAAAUUGGUCUUCAGAGUGUUUUUUCGAUACUGUGUUUUUAAUUAGCAGUAGAGAAUAUUUAUGACACUGAAUUCUUCGUCUGCUUUGGAAAUUGAUCAGGAUUUUGCAUGUCAGAUUUAGACAGUCAGAAAUAUUUAUAGAAAGAGCGUCACUGCAGCAAAACAAGAUGGCAGAAAACAUAUUUUUGUUUAUCCCUAACAUAAUUGAUUAUUUCAGAGUGAUAACAGCUUUGCUGUCAUUUUAUUAUAUGAGAACAGAUUAUAUGUUGACUACUUUCUGGUAUUUGUUAAGUGGACUUUUAGAUGCCAUUGAUGGUCAUGCAGCAAGAAUGUUAAAUCAAGGAAGCAAGUUAGGUGCACUCCUAGACAUGUUGAUAGAUAGAUGUGCCACAAUGUGUCUGUUAGCAGCUUUAUGCCAUUUCUAUCCAGAUUACAUGAUGUUCUUCCAGAUCUCCAUGUCAAUAGAUAUAACCAGUCACUGGUUCCAUGUCCAAAGUUCACUGAUGCAGGGUGCUACAAGCCACAAGAUGAUAGAUCUAGGUGCUAAUCCUGUACUGAGACAUUAUUAUCAUAACAGGAAAAUUCUAUUUGUGAUGUGUGCAGCUAAUGAGUUGUUCUAUUGUAUGUUAUACUUAACACACUUCACGUCUGGACCUUUCAAUAUAUUCAGCAUUAUCCUGUAUCUGUCUGCUCCAUUAGCCCUCAUUAAGACUGGUAUCAGCAUCCUUCAGUUAGUGGUGGCAUGUCAGAAUGUGGCCGCUGUUGAUGUGGCAGAUAGAGCGACAGUUGCUGGGAACAAGAACCAGUAAAUUAAUGAACCUUUAGAGCCAAAGAAGAAAUGUGUUGUUUAUUUAUUGUUAAUGUGAAAUGGAUAUGUUUGUUAAAAAUAGAUAAAUGUGAAUUCAGAAAUGUGUGCAUCUGUUAUUGCGAUAAUCUGCAUAAAUAUGUUUUAGUUAUCAAAAUGUGAAAUACUCAACAAUUCACAUUAUUCGCAAUAAUAAAACCAUUGCAAUUAUUUCUGAAUUGACAGUACAUGUGAAUGGUUAGAUCCUCUUUGAGGGUUGUCCUUCCUUAUGUUGUGUAAUGGCUUCUGUUGUAAACAUAUUGUUGCUUGCCAAAUCACACAUUAACCUUAGAAUUAGUUAUAUUUUAUUUGUAAACACAAUGAUGAAAGGGAGAUUUAAGGUAUUGCUUCCAAGGUUACAGCAAUGGCGAUGUCACAUAAACGACAUGUAGAGGUCAACAUAUAGGUUGGAAGAAUAGAUGAACUUCUGUAAAUUAUGUCAAGCACCAUUUUGUCAUAGAUAUAGACAAUAGUGAAGAAACUUUACUCAAAAAUUAGAUAUGUUGUUUAGACUAAUUCAUUUACGACAAAAAUGAAUAUUAGGGGGGGG